Molecule: messenger RNA, 654 nt
Organism: Lottia gigantea (owl limpet)
Lineage: Eukaryota; Metazoa; Mollusca; Gastropoda; Lottiidae
Exons: 4
Coding region: 1-654 (217 amino acids)
Molecular function (GO): metal ion binding
Source: RefSeq, a predicted model, not a curated record
AUGGAUGGAGGUAAUCAACCACAAGAUGACACCACUGACCUUAUAGAUGACGAAACUAAACAGAAACUAAUUGAUGAUCUCUUAGCAGUGUUAAAUUCUGGGUCUGAUGAGGAAUGUUCAAUUUGUUUAGACAGUCUAAAACACCCUGUUAUAACACCCUGUGCUCAUGUUUAUUGUCGUACCUGUAUUGAAAACGUCAUACAACAAAAUAACACGAUGACAACAGCAUGUCCGAUGUGUCGAGAAGAAAUAAAGUUAGGUUUUUGGUUUGGAGUUCCUGAAAAACAACAACCGGAGAUACCUGUGAUUACUGAUGAAAACUGGCAGUCCAGUAGCAAGGUAGAUGCAUUAAUGAAAGCUCUAGUUCAACAACGUAUUGAUGACCCUACUGUUAAAAGUAUCAUAGUUUCACAGUUUACAUCUCUACUGACUCUUAUUGAGGUACCAUUGAGAUUAAAUGGUUUUAAGUUUGCUCGACUAGAUGGUAAAAUGACUAACAAGAAAAGAGUUGAUAAUAUGGAGAUGUUUAUGGACCCAUCACUCGACUCUCCUACCAUAUUUCUACUGUCACUGAAGGCUGGAGGAGUUGGACUAGAUCUUAAGGCAGCCAGUCGCGUCUUUCUAAUGGAUCCUGUAAGUAUAUCAUUUCAGUGA